Melopsittacus undulatus (budgerigar) is the source of this 1615-nucleotide messenger RNA. RefSeq names its product NIMA related kinase 6 (gene NEK6). Gene Ontology annotation, molecular function: ATP binding; protein serine/threonine kinase activity. The record is from RefSeq and is a predicted model, not a curated record. The coding region runs from base 168 to 1112 and encodes 314 amino acids. Lineage: Eukaryota; Metazoa; Chordata; Aves; Psittaciformes; Psittaculidae. Gene Ontology annotation, cellular component: cytosol. Gene Ontology annotation, biological process: regulation of mitotic metaphase/anaphase transition; peptidyl-serine phosphorylation; chromosome segregation. The transcript is spliced from 10 exons.
ACGCGGCGCCGCUCGCUCUGUGUCUGCGGGGCUGUGGGGGCCGCGGCCGCCCGAUCCCCCCCCCCCCGCUCCUCCGCCCCCCUCCUCGUUCCGCCGCCGGUCACCGGCGCUUCUCCGCCGCUUCGCCGGCUGCAGCAGAACUGUGAGGCAGAGUUUGGUAUGAUACCAUGGAAGGGCAGCAUAACCAUCCACAUCAUCUAGGGGACCAGAACAACCCUCUUUGCAAGCUGCCAGGGCAGGAAUACCAGCAUGAUCCUCAGAGACAUUUAACAUCAUACCCAUAUCGCUGCACACUGGCAGAUUUUCAGAUAGAGAAGAAGAUUGGACGAGGACAAUUCAGUGAAGUUUACAAAGCAACUUGUCUUCUGGACAGAAAACCUGUGGCAUUAAAGAAAGUUCAGAUUUUUGAAAUGAUGGAUGCCAAGGCAAGGCAAGAUUGCAUUAAAGAAAUUGACCUCUUGAAGCAACUGAACCAUCCCAAUAUAAUUAAGUAUUUGGAUUCUUUUAUUGAAGACAAUGAACUUAACAUUGUCCUGGAGCUGGCCGAUGCUGGUGAUCUCUCCCAGAUGAUUAAGUAUUUUAAAAAGCAGAAACGGUUAAUCCCGGAAAGGACGGUGUGGAAAUAUUUUGUGCAGUUAUGCAGUGCAGUUGAACACAUGCACUCCCGCAGGGUGAUGCACAGAGACAUAAAACCAGCCAAUGUGUUUAUAACAGCCACAGGGGUGGUGAAGCUGGGAGAUCUUGGAUUAGGCCGUUUUUUUAGUUCUAAAACCACUGCAGCACAUUCCUUAGUGGGAACUCCAUACUAUAUGUCCCCAGAAAGAAUACAUGAAAACGGCUAUAACUUUAAAUCUGAUAUCUGGUCUUUGGGCUGUUUAUUGUAUGAGAUGGCAGCUCUUCAGAGUCCUUUCUAUGGAGAUAAAAUGAACCUGUUUUCUCUUUGCCAAAAAAUAGAGCAAUGUGACUACCCACCUCUUCCAGCUGAACAUUACUCUGAAAAGCUGCGGGAGCUGGUCAGCAUGUGCAUAUACCCCGAUCCAGAUCAAAGACCUGACAUUGGUUACGUGCACCAAAUAGCAAAGCAAAUGCACGUGUGGACCUCCAGCACAUGAAGCGUCUGCAGCCGCUCUCGAGAAGCCAGCACAGCUCAGUCUUACUUGAAUCCUUUUUUUUCUCAGCUGAAACCAAGUGGUGCCUUGUCACCCCCGAGGGAGGGUUGAGCACUCGUAGCAAGAGGCUCCAUUAUUUCUGCAGGUUAUUUGACAAGGACUCUUACGCCGUGGUCAUGCUUUAACGUGAAGAUUCUGUGAGGUAUUGCAAGUGAUUUGUUUUGUUGUUGUUGUUUUCUUUUCCAGGCCAAUAACAUGUUACAGAUGUAGAUCAUUUAAGGGUCCUUUCUUAAAGCUGUCGUGUGUAAUCUAGGAUAGAUAUUAACAAGGGUGCAGGUUUGCUGCAUCCCCUCUAUCUUAACUGUAAUGUGAACUAUUGAAAUAAUUCCUUCAGUGAAAUCACUUUGUACUAAUGUAAGAAUUACAGUAGAUUUUGUGUAAUUUGUAUAACUGCUACUUUGCCUCUUCCGCAAAUGUUCAAUAGCAAAUUCAGUUUUUACUUCGUA